AUGACUCUUGCCGUCAUCUACCAAGCUGUCCUGGAGGACGUCCUUCUCAUGUUGGCAGAGAAGGACUCGGCAAAUGCAGCGUGGGAGAUGCUACAAACAAUGCAUGUGGGCGUGGAACGUGUCAAGGAAGCAAAGUUGCAGACCUUGAAGAGUGAGUUCGAGGCUAUCUGCAUGAAGCACGGAGGAACUGAAGAAACAAGUGAUCAACCAAGUGCAUCGGAAUCACACAAAAAGCAAGCCCAACAGGAAGCAGAAAAAGCAAAGAAACAACUAUCAGAUAUGUAUGAAGAAUCCCAACAGCAGCACGCAAUGGAUGCCGCUGCAUUGGCCUCUGCCAUGAAUGAAGUUCAGAGGCUCAAGAUCCAGCUGAACAUGGUGUCUGAAUCCAACGAAACCCGAAGUAACCUCACUAAGUCGGUGGAAAACCUUCAAUCAGAUGGAAUCAAAGCUGUUGAAGCCUACAACUCCUUGUCACUAAAAUUGGAGCAAUCAAAAGAUCAUAAUUCAUGGAGGGAAGGGAAGAUGCCAGAAAGGGUCUUCGAUGAAAAUAGGAGGAAGAAAGAUGAAGGUAAUUCUAGUAGCGGCGGUGGUGGCAGUCGACCGAAGCUUAAUCUGCAGCCACGUACGCUGCUGGUGAAUGAUGUGAAGUCGUCGGAGAUAUCAGGGAUGACGGCAAGGUCCAAGAGUUCGAAUCCAUUUGGAGAGGCGAGGCUGAGGGAAGAGGUUCUAGCUGAGAAAGGACAAGAUUGGAAAAAACUUGACGAGGAGUUAGAGUCGAAAAUUAUUGAAGUGUCAGGGGAGAAGACUGAAAAAUCCAACCCCAUUGGGAAAAAGAGCUUUGGCAAAGGAACUGGUCAGGCUGCUAAGGACAAAACAAAGAAGAGCUGGAGGGAAGCCGAGUUUCAAUAA
Cucurbita moschata (crookneck pumpkin) is the source of this 909-nucleotide messenger RNA. RefSeq lists its product as uncharacterized. Lineage: Eukaryota; Viridiplantae; Streptophyta; Magnoliopsida; Cucurbitales; Cucurbitaceae. Bases 1 to 909 code for a protein of 302 amino acids. The transcript is spliced from 4 exons. The record is from RefSeq and is a predicted model, not a curated record. Gene Ontology annotation, molecular function: mRNA binding; translation initiation factor activity.